UUGCUGAAUUCUGAUACCGACUAAUUUUCUCUGCACGCAGAGGGAGAGAAAACCAUAGAGAUAGAGAAGAUAAUAAAAUAUACCAAGUCACAGAUAUUUCGUGAUCUUCUUUGGGUUUCUACCUUUGAUUUGAUUCAGUUCUCUCUCUCAAAUUUUCUAGCAGCAUAUCUGCAUAUGCAUUUACUUACCACAGUCUCUAAUCUCUAUAAAUAAAUACAAAAAUCCCACCUUCCAGAAUCCACAUUGCAUGCUGUUCAUACAUUUCCCAUGAGUUUGUUUGCUUUAUGUUUUAAUAUAUGAAUUUGAAUCCCCAUAUGCUUAAUUGUUACUGUCAGAUUCAGACAAGUCGUUUCGUUUUUGGUCUUAUGUAAUUAAAUCUUGUCUGUUACUGCAACUGCGUUUGUUAUAAGUCUCUCUCUCUCCUCUUCUGCAGUCACGUCUUUGCUUUCUUUUGGCUAUUAUUUUUGUAAGUUGGUGGGUGAGAGAGUGAGAGGAGUUAUUAUUUCUAGGGUUUAAGAAAUAUGGAGGCUUCUUCUUCUUCUUCCUCCUCAAAGGGUUUCAUGGCAAAUGUGGAGCAACCCCAUGUUUUAGCCGUCGAUGACAGUCUCAUCGACCGAAAACUGAUCGAAAAGCUGCUCACAAAUUUGUCUUGCAAAGUGACAACUGCAGAAAAUGGGGCAAGGGCGUUGGAGUUUCUGGGCUUGGGAGAUCAACAACACAAUAGCUUGGAGAGUAAUGUUUCAAACUCAAAGGUAAAUCUGGUAAUUACUGACUACUGUAUGCCAGGAAUGACAGGCUAUGAACUGCUCAAGAAAAUCAAGGAAUCAUCAAUCAUGAAGGAGGUUCCAGUGGUGAUUAUGUCAUCUGAAAACGUACCGAAUCGGAUUGACAAGUGCUUAGAGGAAGGAGCUCAAAUGUUCAUGCUAAAGCCACUGAGACAGUCUGAUAUAAAGAAAUUGAGAUAUCAUUUGAUGAACUGCAAUAGCUAGAAAAACGUUUUUCUUUUCCUUUUUUUUUUUCUGGAGAAAGAAUUGGAAAUAGCCUAAGAGCUAGUUCAAUUACUAAGUUUUUCUGUGCAACAUAGCAUGGUAUGCACUGGAGAGCUAGUCUAUUAAAUUUUUUUAUAAUUUCCUUAUGACAUAUGAACUUCCUUCAAUAUGCUAAUUUUUAAUUUUGGGUUUUGUUUUGUUCAGGA
Messenger RNA from Malus domestica (apple), 1195 nucleotides. Its product is annotated as two-component response regulator ARR17-like. Gene Ontology annotation, biological process: cytokinin-activated signaling pathway; phosphorelay signal transduction system. The record is from RefSeq and is a predicted model, not a curated record. NCBI's taxonomy places the organism in Eukaryota, Viridiplantae, Streptophyta, Magnoliopsida, Rosales, Rosaceae.